AUGGACGGUGAGGGCAAGCUGCAGUUCCCGUCUCUGCCUGCGACCGAAGAGGAGCUGCUUGACUGGGCUUACCCUAUGAGACGCGAAAUGCAGGAGAUUUUACCAGGACUGUUCUUGGGUCCCUAUUCUGCUGCUAUGAAAAGCAAGCUACCAAUUCUGGAAAGGCACGGUAUUACACACAUUGUUUGUGUGCGUCAAGACGUUGAGGCGAAUUUUAUCAAGCCCAAUUUUCCACAUACAUUUAGAUACCUAGUGUUAGACAUUGCAGACAAACCAGUGGAGAAUAUAAUUAGAAUAUUCCCUAUGACAAAAGAAUUUAUUGACAACUGUUUAACAUCUGGAGGAAAAGUUCUUGUUCAUGGGAAUGCAGGGAUUUCUAGAAGUGCUGCCUUAGUGAUUGCAUACCUGAUGGAAACAUUUGGAAUGAAAUACAGGGAUGCAUUUAGUCAUGUUCAGGACAGAAGGUUCUGCAUCAACCCCAAUGUUGGCUUUGUGCAUCAACUACAAGAAUAUGAGGCUAUUUAUUUGGCCAAAUUGACUAUUAAAAUGAUGUCACCAAUGCAGCUGGGUAGAUCUUUCUUGCAAGCUGGAAUGCCAGGGAGUCGUAAGCGCAGCCUGGAGGAAGAUGAAGACUUUGGAACAAUGCAGGUUACAGCCGCACAGAAUGGAUAA
This is a messenger RNA of Knipowitschia caucasica, 672 nucleotides long. Lineage: Eukaryota; Metazoa; Chordata; Actinopteri; Gobiiformes; Gobiidae. The record is from the annotation of a GenBank genome assembly.